AUGGGGUGCAGCGAGAGCAGCACGUGGACUGAAGAAGAGCCCUGCGGCCGCGGCUCCGUUGUGUACUACGCCGAGACCUUGGAGAAGCCCCCAAAGGAUGCGCUACCCCCAGACACCUCCACGCAUCGCCACUAUGUUCUUCAGCUUCACACCUACCUCAUCAGUGUGGCGAAGAAUCCGCAUGCUUUCCAGGCAGAGGUGGAGCAGCGUCGCCGGGAAGACUUCGGGGAGCCAUUGAGGUGCGAGAGACUCAGGGACGCCGGCCUGCUGGUUGGCGAGAUCGACGACAUGAUGGCAGCAAACGUCGGCGGGGUCUUGAUGCCCCAUGGGCUGGGUCACUUCAUGGGCAUCGACACCCACGAUGUCGGCGGCUAUCCGAAGGGGGCGCAGCGAGACGCCCGGGAUGGCUACAAGGCCUUGCGUGUUCAGAGGCUGCUGGAGCCUGGAUUCGUUUUGACGGUGGAGCCUGGCAUUUACUUCAUGGAUUACGCGCUUCGGAAGGCCAAAGAAGAACCGGAGCGUGCGAAGUUCUUCAACUGGCAUCGGCUUGGCGACUUUGCCAACUUCGGAGGUAUCCGCUUGGAGGACAACGUCCUGGUAACUGAGUCUGGGAUCGAGAACUUCACAGUCGCCCCCAGGACCGUGGACGAAGUAGAGGCGGUCAUGCGUGGUGAGAUCGUGGAUGCAGCGGCCUUGCUUACCUGGAGGCAGGAGCGUGAGGAGCCACAAGAGCAGGAAGAGGAGGAAGAGGAACAGGAUGUGUAUGGCCACUCCGCCACUGUUGUCGGCGGCCGCGUUUGGGUCCUGGGAGGCAAGAACCAGCCGGGCAAGAGGAUCGCUGUGCACACCUUCGACCCUUUGGCAUUGGUGUGGUCGGACCACUCACCGGCAGAUCGCAGUGUUGCGCCGACCAAGCGGUGGGAGCUGUCUCAAAGGGGCUUUCAACAGGUUAUGAAUGGGGUUAAAAAGCGCAUGGCUUUGCAAUGUUUAGGUUAA
This is a messenger RNA of Symbiodinium sp. CCMP2592, 996 nucleotides long. The record is from the annotation of a GenBank genome assembly. Lineage: Eukaryota; Dinophyceae; Suessiales; Symbiodiniaceae.